AUGGCCUCCUCCUUCGGCGUCCCGGCCUUCCGCCGCCUGGUCACCCGCCCGCUCUCCUCCCCCGCCAUUGCCCACAGGCGGUGGGCCCAGGUCCACGAUGUCCGCUACCUCGCCACCCACGGCGCCCAGGAGCGCGUGAUAGCAAAGUACAAGCAGAAGCUUGACCGCAAAGCCAAAGAGGCAGGCGUCAAGGACAUCGAUGAGCUCAAAGCCGUCUACAAAGAAAAGAUUGAGACGGUGCGCAAAGAGGCCGCCGCACCGCCCUCGACCGAGGCCCUGCGGCAGAGCACCGCGAAUCCCGCGGCUACGAACACGGCUCCAUUCACUCCGCCGCCGCUGCCGCCGACCAUGACGACGACGACGACGACGACAGCCCAGCAAGCUCCGCAGCCGCCGGCCGAUUCGAAGCUCCCGCCGGGGGUGAAGACGCUCUCUUCUUUCAUCGACGUCGAGAAGACGCUAGAGCUGCCCGAGAAGGAGGUCGAGAUGAUCUGGCGGCUGCGCCACGCACGGAACCCGCAAUCGCUCUGCGCCGUCAUGAAGAGCAGCGGCUGGGACACGAUAUACACAAACGCACGGCAGCACCCGCAGUUCGUGCUUCCCAUCCCGCGCCAAAGCCAGGAUGGCCAGGGUGCCGAGAUCCACUUCAUGCAAUGGACCUUCCCGGCGGACAAGUGCGCCACGGUGCUCUUCACACAUCUGGCCGAGUACCAGCUGCGGAGCGAGUUUGCGGCCCCGCACACCACCGUCACGUUCCACACGGAGAUGGCUGAAUCCAAGGGGCUGGUGCUGGUGCAGGGCACCGUGGUUGACAACCGCGGCGUUUCAGUCGACGAGGGCAAGUGGCUGUUGAUGUGCUUGCAGAAAUUCUACGGCUUGCAGGCCGAGGAGGAUGGCGGCAAGCGCAAGUCGCUGCUGGAGAUGUUCAGCCGCGGCGAUGGCGGCUUCAAGGUCGAGGAGCUGCUGAACGAGGCGGAAAAGAUAUAA
This is a messenger RNA of Diplodia corticola, 987 nucleotides long. RefSeq names its product f1f0 atp synthase assembly protein atp11. The record is from RefSeq and is a predicted model, not a curated record. Gene Ontology annotation, biological process: mitochondrial proton-transporting ATP synthase complex assembly. Gene Ontology annotation, cellular component: mitochondrion. The transcript is spliced from 2 exons. Lineage: Eukaryota; Fungi; Ascomycota; Dothideomycetes; Botryosphaeriales; Botryosphaeriaceae. Bases 1 to 987 code for a protein of 328 amino acids.